Molecule: messenger RNA, 225 nt
Organism: Chrysochloris asiatica (Cape golden mole)
Lineage: Eukaryota; Metazoa; Chordata; Mammalia; Afrosoricida; Chrysochloridae
Gene: GNGT1
Product: guanine nucleotide binding protein (G protein), gamma transducing activity polypeptide 1
Exons: 2
Coding region: 1-225 (74 amino acids)
Biological process (GO): G protein-coupled receptor signaling pathway
Cellular component (GO): heterotrimeric G-protein complex
Molecular function (GO): G-protein beta-subunit binding
Source: RefSeq, a predicted model, not a curated record
AUGCCAGUGGUCAAUAUUGAGGAUCUAACGGAAAAGGACAAAAUGAAGAUGGAACUCAAUCAGCUCCAGAAAGAAGUGAUGCUGGAAAGACUGCUGGUGUCCAGAUGUUGUGAAGAAGUAAGAGAUUAUGUUGAAGAAAGAUCUGGUGAAGAUCCCUUAGUAAAGGGUAUUCCAGAGGACAAAAAUCCCUUCAAGGAGCUCAAAGGAGGUUGUAUAAUUUCAUGA